AUGAAAGGAGACAUUCCAUCGCCACGAACCCUUUCUGCAUUUACAAAAUAUAGAGAAAAUGGGAAUUUAAAAUUUGUUAUAUAUGGAGGAGUUGGACUAAAUGGUGAUGAAAGCAAUUUAGCAAUUUUAGAUGUUAAUUCAAUGAAAUGAAGUCUAAUGCCUGCAAACGGAGAUGCCCCAGACCGAAUUUCAGCAGCUUCUUUAGAAUAUUAUAAUGGAAUGCUAUACUUAGUUGGAGGUGUUGAUGACUCAAUUCCAGUUGACCUGAAAUAUAAUAUCGUUAGCUGCUAUUUUGGAACUUUGGAACCUAAAUGUGGAAUCUUUUCCACGUGUGAAAAGAUGAUUCCACAUGUGAAGCCUUUUGAUUUCACACGUGGAAAAGAUUCCACAUUUAGGUUGCAAAGUUCCAAAAUAAGCAACUAACGAUAGUGAUUUUUAUCAAUACGAUUUGAUUAAAAAUAUAUGAGCAAAAAUAAGCAAUCCACGAUUUAUUUACACUCAUAGGAGCUUCGCAGGAAGCGCGGUAUAUGAUGGGUAUUUUUACUUCUUUUUUGGCUGAAGUGAUAAAUCAGGCAAAGAAAUUUUUGAGACAAGCAUGGUCAAUUUAAACGACCCAAAUUUCCAAUGAUUAAAUAUAACCCUAGGAGACAAAGCAAGCACGAAUGCUUUAUAUAGAGAUUCUUAUAGCUUUGCAUCAGUGAAUUCUUCGUUUUUUAUUUUUGCAGGAUAUAGCAUGGCAUCAGGAAAUCUAAACGAUUUGAUUAAGUUUAAUUUAUCUGACAAAGAAAUUACAUAUACAUAUCUGUCAAAACCUUAUACAGGCCCAUCGGCACGAUCUCAUCACUCUAUGCAAAUUAUGGAAGCAAAUAUUUACAUAUUUGGCGGAGACAAAAGUGGAUUUAAGCUAAACGAUUUAUGAAGAUUUGACAUUGAAACUGAGAAUUGAGCGUUUCUUUAUCCAAGCGGAGACAUUCCCCCUGCCAGGUCACACCACUCAGCUGGUGCACAAGGAAACGCGAUGUAUAUAUUUGGCGGAAUAAGUGAAAGUGGCUCUUUUCUCAAUGAUUUAUAUCAAUAUGAUGUGACUUCAAAUCUUUGAAAGCAUAUUGAGCCCUCAUCAUUAAACACUCCAUCAGCGCGAUAUUCUUCUUGUAUAGUUUAUUCAAUUCCAAUUCUAUAUAUAUUCGGAGGAAUGACAUCAACAGGAGUUUCAAAUGAACUUUGAACCUAUGAUUGCGGCUCGAAUAAAUUCACUUUAAUAUCAAAAAAGGCUCCUUAUAGUAUAUAUUAUCCUCGAUGUGCAGUUGAUACUUCAGGCAGCAUAUUUUAUGUAUUAAAUGGGCAAGGUGAAAGAGAUGCACCAAUGAGCUAUAUAUUUUCUUUUAAUUUGUCAAGCGCAGAGUGAAAAGUACUUAAAGAGCCUGAUAUUUUUGAUAGAAACAAAGCUGAUGGUAUUGCUGUGUAUAUUGAAGACUUCGUAAUAUAUAUAGGAGGACAGCAAUGAGGAACUGAUCCAAAAUCGUCAGCAUAUGCCAUUGAUUUAUUGAAUAAUUUCCAAUAUUAUGACUACCCAUUAUCUCCUAUGCAUUUUAUUGGAUCAGCUUUUGCAUAUUAUAAAACAGACAUUUACGUGCAUGGAGGGGUGGCAUCUACUGAUUUAAUUAUAAGAAACUUAAUCCCUGUCAUAAAUUUUUAUAAAAUAAGCUUGACACAAUUUUGCAACCAUAACUCAUGUCCUGCUAUUUGCAGCCCUGGAACUUAUAUAGCCAAAAAUAGCUGCAAACCUUGUGAAAGAGGAACAUAUAAUCACAAAUUUGGUCAAGCAGCUUGCAAUGAUUGUGAUCUAGGAACCUAUAAUCCGAACAUAGGAAGUAAUUCAGUUAGAGAAUGCUUUCCAUGUAAAGCAGGCGAAUUCAGUGAUUUAAGAGGGCAAUAUAGAUGCAAACUUUGUCCAUUAUAUCAUUACUGUCCAACUGGAAGCUCAAAACCAUCAGAUAUACCAUCAAGCACAAUGUAUAGCUCGUUGCAGCCUCGCAGUUAUACAGGAAAUUCAGGAGAAGUUUCAGCACUAAACACAUAUUAUUUGUACUCCAGCAUAGGAUUUUUCAUAAUUGUAACAAUAUCAAUUAUUAUUUCUAAAGACCUAAGAAAUGAGCUGAGAAAAAUCGAUUCAUAUUCAGAAAAUCAUAACUUAGAACUAGAGGCAGUAAUGAGGAAAUCAAAAAAUAGGUUUGGAGGCUAUUUUACUAUAGGAUUUAUAGUGGGUGCUUUAUGACUUAUAUAUGCCAAUAUUGUAACAUAUAUUCUUGACAAUGCGGUUGAAACCAAGACUUUAUUACCUUUAGCUGCAGUAUGAGAUGAAACAAAGUCAUAUAGAGGGGAUAUUACCCUCGUGCUCACUCUUCUUAGAUAUGGAGGAAAUUGCACAAAUAAUGGUGCCUGCGUUGAAAGUUUAUAUACUACUUCAAACCAAGUAGUAAGCUCCUCUGUUAAUCAAUCAUGCUAUAUGGAUCCUAAUGAUAAUUGCAUAGUGACUUUCUUUUGUAAAAACUGCGAAUUCUCUACUGGAGCGGAAAUUAAUGUAUUACUGCAAGAAUCUUUGAGUUUCUGCUCAGGAAUUUUGGUAAAUUUAACAUCAACCUCUUCUAUUCCUAAUGAGAUCAGCAGCGAAAAAAUUGGAGUCAUGUCUGACCAAAAUAAGAUUUUUAGAGGCUAUAGUCCGACUACUUUUUAUUUUACUAUGACGCCUUCAUUAUUCAAAUCUUCAGUUUCAUCUUGGCCCAGUAAGUCAACUGGAUAUCACGUUGAGAUAUUGUCCUCACCUUCCAAAGGAUCACAGCAUUAUGCAUAUGAACUUCCUUUCAGCUCAGAUUUGAACGUUAAGAUUGUAAUAGAAAAGAAUAAUGACUGUCUGAGUACAACAAGAAAUGCCAAGCAUACGCUUCUUAUUUUGCUGAGUGCUGUGCUAGGAGCAGUUUUUGGGUGAAAAGGAACGAUGCAAGGAAUAAUGCAGACUAUAGAAAGGAGGAUAUGGUAUGCCCGUACAAAAAUCAGUAAAGCAGUACAAAUAUCAAAUUCAAUUGCUUCAAGCAAAAAUUUAGCUAAUAUUUUCAAUUCAGAAAUUAUAAAUAAAGAUGAAAUCUGUUGCAGUGUAGAAGAAAAUGAUAAAAACUACUUGUUGGGGAGAAAAAAGACUUGCUAUCCUGAAUAA
Molecule: messenger RNA, 3211 nt
Organism: Blepharisma stoltei
Lineage: Eukaryota; Ciliophora; Heterotrichea; Heterotrichida; Blepharismidae
Source: the annotation of a GenBank genome assembly